Molecule: messenger RNA, 1752 nt
Organism: Panthera uncia (snow leopard)
Lineage: Eukaryota; Metazoa; Chordata; Mammalia; Carnivora; Felidae
Gene: MYOT
Product: myotilin
Exons: 9
Coding region: 209-1708 (499 amino acids)
Biological process (GO): dendrite self-avoidance; axon guidance; homophilic cell-cell adhesion
Cellular component (GO): plasma membrane; axon
Molecular function (GO): cell-cell adhesion mediator activity
Source: RefSeq, a predicted model, not a curated record
GAACAAUAUUCUUCAAGAGGCCACUCCAUCAAAGACAGGAGCACAGUAUUCCCAGGAUCACAACAAGGAGGGGCAGACCACGGUUGCUUCAGAUUCCUUGAGAUCUUCUGUGAUUCCAGGCUUGCCACCCCAAAUUCAGGACCCCACCCUUCGAGGAACAAAUCAUUAUAGUAAUAAAUUGCCUUCAUCUUCCAUAUACCAGCUAAGCAUGUUUAACUACGAACGUCCAAAACACUUCAUUCAAACCCAAAACCCAUGUGGCUCCAGACUGCAACCUCCUGGACCGGAAACCUCCAGCUACUCUAGUCAGACCAAACAGUCUUCCAUUACCAUCCAGCCCCGCCAAUGCACAGAGCAAAGAUUUUCUGCCUCCUCAACAGUGAGCUCUCACAUCACCAUGUCUUCGUCUGCUUUCCCUGCUUCUCCCCAGCAGCAUGCUGCCUCCAACCCAGGCCAAAGGGUUACAGCCACCUAUAACCAGUCCCCAGCCAGCUUCCUCAGCUCCAUAUUACCAUCACAGUCUGAUUAUAGUAGCAGUAAAAUUCCUUCCAAUGUGGACACCAACUAUCAACAACCCUCAGUUGGCCAACCUCUAAGUGCUACACCAUCCCAAAAUGCAAAUGCUAAUAAACCCACACCAAGGACUCCUGACCAUGAAAUACAAGGAUCAAAAGAAGCUCUGAUUCAAGAUUUGGAGAGAAAGCUAAAAUGCAAGGACAGCCUUCUUCAUAAUGGAAAUCAACGGCUAACAUAUGAGGAGAAGAUGGCUCGCAGAUUGCUAGGACCACAGAAUGCAGCUGCUGUGUUUCAAGCUCAAAAUGACAGUGAGGCACAAGAUUCACCACAGCACAACUCAGAACACGCACGACUGCAAGUUCCUACAUCACAAGUAAGAAGCAGAUCAUCCUCAAGGGGAGAUGUGAAUGAUCAGGAUGCAAUCCAGGAGAAAUUUUACCCACCUCGUUUCAUUCAAGUGCCAGAGAACAUGUCAAUUGAAGAAGGAAGAUUCUGCAGAAUGGACUUCAAAGUCAGCGGACUGCCAGCUCCUGAUGUGUCAUGGUAUCUGAAUGGAAGACCAGUUCAAUCAGAUGACUUGCACAAAAUGAUAGUGUCUGAAAAGGGUUUUCAUUCACUCAUCUUUGAAGUGGUCAGAGCUUCAGAUGCAGGAGCCUAUGCAUGUGUUGCCAAGAACAGAGCAGGAGAAGCCACCUUUACUGUGCAGCUGGAUGUCCUGGCAAAAGAACAUAGAAGAGCACCAAUGUUUAUCUACAAACCACAAAGCAAAAAAGUUUUUGAGGGAGACUCAGUGAAGCUAGAAUGCCAAAUCUCAGCUGUACCUCCACCAAAGAUUUUCUGGAAAAGAAAUAAUGAAAUGGUACAAUUCAACACUGAUCGAAUAAGUUUAUAUCAUGAUAACUCUGGUAGAGUCACUUUACUGAUAAAAGACGUAAACAAGAAAGAUGCUGGGUGGUAUACUGUGUCUGCAGUUAAUGAAGCUGGAGUGACCACAUGUAACACAAGAUUAGAUGUUACAGUCCGUCAAAGGCAAACUCUUCCGGCUCCUAAGCAGUUACGUGUUCGACCAACUUUCAGCAAAUAUUUAGCACUUAACGGUAAAGGUUUGGAUGUGAAACAAGCUUUUAACCCUGAAGGAGAAUUUCAGCGUCUGGCAGCUCAAUCUGGACUCUAUGAAAGUGAAGAACUUUAAUGAGAUUACCAACAUUUGAAAACACAACAACUACACUAUUAGUA